Messenger RNA from Cotesia glomerata, 2430 nucleotides. It is a transcript of the gene Ance-3, whose product is annotated as angiotensin-converting enzyme. The transcript is spliced from 13 exons. Gene Ontology annotation, cellular component: plasma membrane. The record is from RefSeq and is a predicted model, not a curated record. The coding region runs from base 282 to 2402 and encodes 706 amino acids. Gene Ontology annotation, biological process: proteolysis. Lineage: Eukaryota; Metazoa; Arthropoda; Insecta; Hymenoptera; Braconidae. Gene Ontology annotation, molecular function: metallopeptidase activity; peptidyl-dipeptidase activity.
GAGUCUUAUACUUAUGGGUUUAUGGCAUCCCCACUCGGAGAAAACUGAUGACCUCUUGUGUAUUACUCGAACUACUCUUACGCAGAGAUAAAUGUAUAUGGACGGGCCCAUGUCACUUUUAGUAACGUUAACGAGCCAACAAGUGUCGGGUCACUACUUACGAGCACUUUAUACAUUUUUAUUUUUAUAAAUAGUAGAUAAUAAUAACAAUAAUUAUUGAUUUUCUGGCCGGCUUGGUAGUUUCGUAGGGUUCAGUGUAAUUUUAUUUUUAAUUUGCCAGGAUGGAGAUCCUGCAUCGUCGGCUUUUUAUUAUUGUUCUCAGUUCUUGGAGAUGUAUACCUAGAUGCCUGAUAGCCCAGCUACUGUUUUUAUCGCUGGUAUCUUGUCAAUUGGACCUUCCACCCCUGAGGGACGAGCGAGGACCCGACUCGUACAAUCAACGAGAUCGCGCUUCGAUAGAUCCCUAUCAACGUGAUCGAGGUGUCAGGAUAAAUGAUUUGGAUUACCAGAACGUCCUUGCGCGAUUGGAUUUUCAAGGCGCUGAAAGGUGCAGCAAUAAUGUUGCCGCUCAGUGGAAUUAUGAGACCAAUGUUAAUGAAUACACUCAGCUACAAGCUUUAGAAGCACAAAGAGACUAUGCAGGAUUCCAGAACCGUGCUUGGCAAUUGAUUAACAAGCUGGACGUCUCUAACCAGCGAGAUCCUGUUUUACAAAGACGGCUGAGAUAUUUGGCAAUAGUUGGACCAGCUGCUCUUCCUCUCGACCAAUUAGACAGGUACAACCGACUGAUAAACGACAUGUUGGCCAUCUAUAAUUCAGCGACCAUUUGUGCGCACAAUGAUCCGUUUAGAUGCGGACUUAGACUUUAUCCAGAAAUAUCGAAAAUAAUGGCGAAAAGCAGAGAUUGGGAUGAAUUACAGUGGGUGUGGGUGGAAUGGCGGCGUCGCAGCGGCUCGCAAAUCCGUGACCUGUACACUCAAUUAAUCUUCUUAAAUAAUGAAGUCGCUAGAUUAAAUAAUUUCACCGACGCUGCCGAGUACUGGAUGUUCCCCUACGAGUCCCCGGACUUCCAACAAGAUAUUGAUGAAGUUUGGAACAGCGUGCGACCGCUAUACGAGGAACUUCAUGCAUACAUCAGGAAGAAGCUCCGCGAUCGUUAUGGUCCAGAAAGAAUUGGUGGUCAUACUCCCCUUCCUGCUCAUAUCCUGGGAAAUGUAUGGGGACAAUCAUGGACGAACCUCCUUGAUUUCACGACGCCGUAUCCCGGAAAAUAUUAUAUGGACGUUACAGAAGAAAUGCAAGCUCAGGGAUACACUCCAAUAGAUAUGUUCCGAGUAGGAGAAGAGUUCUACCUUUCACUCAAUCUGAGUGCGAUGCCUCCAGAAUUUUGGGCAGGAAGUAUCAUAGUUGACCCUGGUGAUCGGCCAUUGAUUUGUCAGCCUUCCGCAUGGGACUUUUGCAACCGUCUGGACUACAGAAUAAAAAUGUGUACCAAAGUCACCAUGAAGGAUUUAAUAACAGUUCACCACGAAAUGGCGCACAUACAGUAUUUCUUACACUACAGUAACUUGCCACGGGAGUUCCGAGAUGGCGCCAAUCCAGGUUUCCACGAAGCCGUCGGAGAAGCUGUUGCUCUUAGCGUGGGCUCGCCACGCCACUUGCAGACCCUCGGAUUGGCCAACAAGUACAUUGAUGAACCAGCAGCAGACAUAAACUACUUGUUUUCCUUGGCCAUGGAAAAGCUUCCGCUUCUGCCCUUCAGCAUUGCCGUCGACCGCUGGCGGUAUGACGUUUUUCGCGGAAUUGUCAACCGCGAGGAGUACAACUGCCAUUGGCAUCGCAUGAUGGAAGUUUACGCGGGAAUUAAACCGCCUGUUCUGAGGUCUGAAGACGAUUUUGAUCCUGGAGCCAAGUAUCAUAUUCCUGCAAAUGUUCCCUACGUUCGGAACUUUGUGGCUGGGGUAUUGCAGUUUCAACUUUAUCGAGGUCUAUGCCAAGCCGCAGGCCAGCGGUCACCCAAUGAUCCUAGGCGACCGCUUCAUAAGUGCGAUUUUUACAGAAGUCCUCAGGCUGGACGUGUUUUAGCAAGAUUGAUGGAGAAAGGAUCCUCGAGACCGUGGCAGGACACACUCCAAGAGGCGAUCGGUGAAUUUAGAUUGGACGGUGACGCACUCAGAGAAUUCUUCAGGCCUCUGGAGGAUUGGCUGAGAACGGAAAACCUCAGAAGCGGAGAAGUCAUCGGCUGGUCUUACGACGGUGACUACUGCAAGCGGAGCAUUGAAACAGCCGGUCUUCAAGUCUACGGAGCUGGAUUCUACAACAGUGCUUUCUCUGUUUAUCAAUAUUCGUUAACAACUUUCCUUAUCACGUUUUCAUUAAUUGUUGUCACUGAUAUUUUUUAACUUACGUUUUUAUUUGUUUAUUUUAAAA